Apis laboriosa (Himalayan honeybee) is the source of this 1083-nucleotide messenger RNA. RefSeq names its product V-type proton ATPase subunit G (gene Vha13). Gene Ontology annotation, molecular function: proton-transporting ATPase activity, rotational mechanism. Bases 65 to 421 code for a protein of 118 amino acids. Lineage: Eukaryota; Metazoa; Arthropoda; Insecta; Hymenoptera; Apidae. The record is from RefSeq and is a predicted model, not a curated record. Gene Ontology annotation, cellular component: vacuolar proton-transporting V-type ATPase complex. The transcript has 4 exons. Gene Ontology annotation, biological process: proton transmembrane transport.
CGGAAACUCUAAAGUCAUAUGAUCGAUUUGCGAUUCCUUCAGAACAUAGCAUUCUGUUGCGAAGAUGGCCAGCCAAACGCAAGGUAUUCAACAGCUUUUGGCAGCUGAAAAAAGAGCUGCAGAAAAAGUUGCAGAAGCUAGAAAACGUAAAGCACGUAGAUUGAAACAAGCAAAAGAAGAAGCUCAAGAUGAAAUUGAAAAAUAUAGGCAAGAAAGAGAAAAACAAUUUCGUGAAUUUGAAGCAAAACAUAUGGGAUCAAAAGAAGAUGUAGCAGCCCGUAUAGAAGCUGAUACAAAAAUAAAAACAGAAGAAAUGAAUCAGACUGUGUCUAUGCAUAAAGAUUCUGUUGUGCAUACAAUUUUGGAGUUGGUAUACGACAUUAAAGCAGAAUUGCACAAGAAUUACCGCGCCGAAAUUUAAAUCAGAAAAAUCGUAUCGAUUACUUAUAAAUAUUGCAUCUUAUGCUAUAAAUGUACAUUAAGUACUUUGUUUUAUCAUGUCUUAAAACGUAUCUAUCGUUGUUAUGUUGUACUUUUGUCAGGAAAUGUGUAUAUCCUUCAAUUGUAGAUGGUGGUAUUCAAAUUAUUAGAAUUUUUUCUGCAGUUGCUACACGACAAUAAAUGUAACCUAUGCCGAGCUUUUACCACCAUAAUGGAAAGUUUAAGGAUAGUGCCGUCAUGAUAGCAAUAUAGAUGCAAACAAAUUAUCGUCAUUAUGAUAUAUCAAGGCCUAGAUAUAUUAGCAUGACGUGUAAAUGUUAAAGCUUAGGGUGGUGGUAGAAAGUUGUACAUCAUUAAGUGUAUAUUGUUAGAUGUCAUUCCAUAAUUCUGCUGCAUCGAGGACAUAAAAAAUUUGUUAAACAAUUCUGUACAACUUCCAAAGAAUCACAUAUAAGCUCCCAAUCUGAUGUGAUUCUCACGACGAUGUACAUAAUAUAUAUUAUUUGUUUUGUUUGAAACACACAUUUAAACUUUGUUAAGGUAGAGAUACAAAAAAUUAUACCUCAUGUAUAAACCCUGUCUCCGUAUGCUGACUAAUCUGUACAGUAUUAAUGUUCGGAAAUAAAAACGAUCAAAAGGUAA